Molecule: messenger RNA, 2069 nt
Organism: Varanus komodoensis (Komodo dragon)
Lineage: Eukaryota; Metazoa; Chordata; Lepidosauria; Squamata; Varanidae
Gene: GPR65
Product: G protein-coupled receptor 65
Exons: 2
Coding region: 253-1278 (341 amino acids)
Biological process (GO): G protein-coupled receptor signaling pathway
Cellular component (GO): membrane
Molecular function (GO): G protein-coupled receptor activity
Source: RefSeq, a predicted model, not a curated record
UGUGAACUUUUGCAACAAUUUCCUGUUUCUGUCUGAGAACGGCUUCUAAUCAGGGCACAUUGGCUUCUCGAGCAUCUGAGUGGGACCACAAGGCAUGAAAGCAUGCUGGGGAGGAACUCACGAAAUGGAGUCCUUGUUUUUUGACAAAAAAACUAUGAUUCACUCUUCUGUAUCCCAACUGGACUGGGAAUGGUGAGAACCCAUAAGCAUCUGUGCCUGCCUAGCUAGAUCCAGCCAGUUCUGACCAGAACAAUGAACUGUGUCAAUUUGACAUGUGGAAUAUCUCAUGAACUAGAUAAAUAUCUGUUUCCUGUUCUCUACAGCAUUUUGAUUAUUAUCAGCAUUCCUGUUAAUUGCAUAUCCCUUUACAUAUCUUGCGGCCAAGUGAAGAAAAAGAAUGAAUUGGGCAUCUAUCUCCUGAGUUUAACUUUAGCUGACUUACUCUAUACAUUGACGCUGCCUCUGUGGAUUUAUUAUGCUCAGAACGGGGAUGACUGGAAACUUUCUGAAAACUUUUGCAUGAUCGCUGCAUUUCUCAAGCACCUGAAUUAUUAUACCAGUGCGGGAUUCCUCACAUGCAUUUCCCUGGAUAGAUACAUAGCUGUAGUGUACCCACUGAGGUUCCAUUAUUUGCGAACACGAAGAUUUGCCUUGCUUAUCUCUGCCUUAGUUUGGGGCUUCGAAAUCAUGUCAAACUAUCAGAUUUUAAAGCACAAGGAGACCACAACCAAGAUUAACCGUACUCUGUGUUACGACACAUACCCACUAGAAAAUUGGCAAGCUUGGUUCAAUUUUUACCGGAUCUGUGUGGGGUAUGCCAUCCCAUUAGUUAUCAUGGUGUUCUGCUACCAGAGGAUAUACCAAGCUGUAAAGCACAAUCAAGCAACCCAAGAAAGUGACAAGAAGAAAAUCAGCUAUUUGCUGCUGAGCAUCAUCAUCACUUUCAUCUUAUGCUUCACUCCCUAUCAUGUUGUUCUUUUAAUGCGCAGCAUCUCUGAGCCAUGUAACUGUGACUUUGCCAAGAUUAUGUUUGCCCCCUAUCGAAUCACAACAGCAUUGACAAGCUUCAAUUGUAUAGCUGAUCCAAUCCUUUAUUGCUUCGUGAGUGAGAAUGGAAGAACGGAUAUGUGGAGCUUGUUCAAGAGUGGCUGUUCUGAGAGCCAAACAGAUGAGCAUCGGUCGCAAAUGGUUCCUUUGUCCACAAGUCACAGGUGUCUGGAGAAACAGGAGAUUUGCUUAAGCCUUAAUGCAGCGCACUGCCCAAGUAAAACUGGAUGAAGGCAAAGAGGUCUCAUAUCCCCCAUAUUGUUCGGGCUGGGCCCAUACCCUCUCAACUAGCCUACGAUCAUAGACUCAUAGGAUAGCAGAGUUGGAAGGGGCCAAGAAGGGCAUGAGGAGCAAUCCCCUGCUCAAGGAAGCUCAGAGGGAAGUCUGGGGGAUGGCAGAUGACGCUGGCGUUCCUGCUAAAAAAAAUGUGCUGACACCGUAUCCCUGUGAACUCUGGCUUUUCUAAACCACUGAGUGAAUAAAAAGAUAUUCUUAGGGGAAACGAAAGCAGAAGGACUAGUACAUAAAUUGAUCGUUGUAUACUGUUAUGUCAAUUUGUCCAUUAGAACUUUGCGGGUGUUCAAGGAUAGGCUGGACGUGCACAUGGUGGGCAUGUCGUGAGCGGAGCCGGCUGGUGCCGGAGGUCAGACUAGAUGGCCCGGGAGACCCCUUCUGACUCGCUCUGUUUCUAUGUUUCUAUGUAACUUCAGCAAGGAUUUCCAAAAUGAAGAUGGCGGUAUUCCUUCUGAUCUCAGUGCUUCUGAAAUAAUUUAUAGCUGGUAAACAGAAUGAAAGCCAUGUACUUUUCUAGCAACUGAUGCUCAGAGACUGCAACUAAGGUCCCCCAGUCAGAAUUCCACUAUAUCAAAGAACGUGUCAAUUGGAGGAGGAUGUAAUAGCAGAAAAAAGUUACUAUCUUCAGUAUUUUAUUAUUUCCAUGUUUUCUGUUAUAUAUUAUACUUAAACAAAAAGGCAGAAAUAAAGGUGUUUUUUCAAAGGAGAAAAGGCACCAAACAUUUUCA